AGCUCCACCACGUCCGUCGGCCUGGACGCCCGCGGACCGCCCCAGGAAGCCCGGCCCCGCCCGCCCCGGCCCGCACAAGUGAGCAGCGGCGCUCCCGCAGCUGUGCGUCCCCGGGCGCCCGCGCACCCUCUCUGGACUCCGCCAGGCCUGAGGGCGGGAGGCCGCAGCCGCGGCGGCGGGGGCGCCCCCUAGAGGUUCGCGUGGGCCAAGGUCCGGACGGGCGCCGAAGCGCCCGGUGUCGUGUGGGCCCGGAUCUCCAGCCCCACCAGCAUGGGCAGCCUCGCACACCGAGAAGACCUGAAGGAGGAGAAGAACUCAGAGUUCACCUGGGAGGUGCAAGCCAACAACCGGUCCUACAACAACCAGUUCAAGGAGAAGGUCUUCCUGUGCUGGCAGAGGAAGAAGUACAAGAGGAACGUCAUCCACACGGCCAAGUACAACGUCUUCUCCUUCCUGCCCUUGAACCUGUAUGAGCAGUUCCACCGCAUGUCCAAUCUCUACUUCCUUCUCAUCAUCAUCCUCCAGGGCAUCCCCGAGAUCUCCACGCUGCCCUGGUUCACUCUGUUCGCCCCGCUUGUCGGCCUCCUCACCAUCCGGGCCACCCGAGACCUGGUGGAUGACAUUGGGCGACACAGGAGCGACAGGAACAUCAACAACAGGCCAUGCCAGAUCCUGAUGGGGAAGAGCUUCCUGUGGAGAAAGUGGAAGAAUCUGUGUGUAGGAGACGUAGUCUGUCUGCACAAAGACAGCAUCGUCCCGGCUGACUUGGUCUUGCUGGCCAGCACGGAGCCCAGCAGCUUGUGCUACGUGGAGACGGCUGACAUCGACGGGGAGACCAACUUGAAGUUCAGGCAGGCCCCAACGAUCACCCACCACGAGCUGACCAGUAUAAGGAAGAUGGCGUCCUUCCAAGGCAAAGUGGUGUGUGAGGAACCCAACAGCCGGAUGCACCACUUUGUGGGGUGCCUGGAGUGGAAGGGCAAAAAAUACCCCCUGGAUAGCGGCAACAUCCUCCUGCGCGGCUGCAAGAUCCGGAACACGGACACCUGCUAUGGACUGGUCAUCUACGCCGGUUUUGACACAAAGAUCAUGAAGAACUGUGGCAAGACCCAUCUGAAGAGAACCAAGAUAGACCAUCUGAUGAACAGACUGGUGGUCCUGAUCUUUCUGUCCAUGGUGGUAAUCUCCGCGGUCCUGACCUUGGGCUUCCGGUACAAGGUGAGGGAGUUCAAGGCCAAGCACCACUACGUGUCUGCCCAGCACGUGCGCAGCGAGGCCAUCCAGUCCUUCUUCAUCUUCUGGGCCUUCCUCAUCCUGUUAAGCGCCAUGGUGCCCAUGGCCAUGUUCAUCUUGGCCGAGUUCAUCUACCUGGGGAACAGCAUCUUCAUCAGCUGGGAUGAGCGCAUGUACUACGAGCCCCAGGACUUGCCCGCCAGAGCGCGAAGCACCAGCCUCAACGACCUGCUGGGCCAGGUGGAGUACAUCUUCUCCGACAAGACGGGCACGCUCACGCAGAACGUGAUGACCUUCAAGAAGUGCUGCAUCAACGGCGUUAUCUACGGCCCAGAGGAGGAGGACACCCUACUCAAGGUGAGCCCGGCCGCCUUGAAGCCCCGGAUGGUGGGGGCAUUGACAGGGACCCACCCAGGGCUGGCCUGUCCCCCCACUGCCCCCCAGGAGGACCCCUACCUCUGGAACAAGUUUGCCGACGGGAAGCUGCGCUUCCACAACGCGGAGCUCCUGCAGGCCGUGCGGGCCAACCAGGACCGGAGGGUGCGCGAGUUCUGGCGCGUGCUGGCUAUCUGCCACACGGUGAUGGUGCAGGAGAAGAACAACCAGCUGUCGUACCAGGCAGCUUCCCCAGACGAGGAGGCGCUGGUCACGGCGGCCCGGAAUUUCGGCUACGUGUUCCUGGCGCGCACGCAGGACAGCAUCACUGUGAUGGAGCUGGGAGAGGAGCGGGUGUACCAGGUCCUGGCCAUGAUGGACUUCAACAGCGUGCGCAAGCGGAUGUCGGUGCUGGUCCGCAACCCUGAGGGCUCCAUCUACCUCUACACCAAAGGGGCCGACACGGUCAUCUAUGAGCGCCUGCAGAAGAAAGGCCUGAUGGAGUGGACCACGGAGGAGGCCUUGGCCUCCUUCGCCGAGCAGACCCUGCGGACACUGUGCGUGGCCUGCAAGGAGGUGGACGAAGACAUGUACGAAGAGUGGCGCCAGCGGCACCAGGAAGCGAGCAUCCUGCUGCAGAGCCGUGCCCACGCCCUGCACCAGGUGUACGAGGAGAUGGAGCAGAACCUCCAGCUGCUGGGAGCCACAGCCAUCGAGGACAGGCUCCAGGACGGUGUCCUCGACACCAUCAAGUGUCUCAAGCAGGGGAACAUCAAAGUGUGGGUUCUCACAGGGGACAAGCAAGAGACAGCAGUGAACAUCGGCUUUGCCUGCCAGCUGCUCUCGGAGAACAUGAUCAUUCUGGAGGAGAAGGAGAUUGUGCGGAUCCUGGAGGUCUACUGGGAGAGCAACAAUAGCCUGCAGGGUGGCAAGAGGGGUCGCCUGAAGAAACAGCUCCCCCUGAAGGUCAAAAUGGCCUUGGUCAUUAACGGGGAGUUCCUGGACCAGCUGCUGCUGUCCCUGCGCAAGGAGCCCCGGGCCCUGGUCCAGAACGUGAGCUUGGAUGAGGAGGAGCCCUGGCAGGAGCCCAGAGAGGAGAGGGCGGACUUCCUUCAGGCCAGGCGCCUGUCCCUGAUGUGGCGGGUCCUCGGGAUCCAGCUGAGGAACACGGGGCUGGCACCGCAGGACAAGGACUCCAAAGCCCUUGAGAGCGCCGAGGUGCGACGGGAGCGGGCCUUCGUGGAACUGGCCUCCCGGUGCCAAGCGGUCAUCUGCUGCCGGGUGACGCCCCAGCAGAAGGCGUUGAUCGUGGCACUGGUCAAGAAAUACCAGAACGUGGUGACCCUGGCCAUCGGGGAUGGCGCCAAUGACGUCAACAUGAUCAAGACUGCGGACAUCGGCGUGGGGCUGGCGGGUCAGGAGGGCAUGCAGGCGGUGCAGAACAGCGACUAUGUGCUGGCCCAGUUCUGCUUCCUGCGGCGGCUGCUGCUGGUGCAUGGCCGUUGGUCCUACAUGCGCAUCUGCAAGUUCCUGCGCUACUUUAUCUACAAGACGCUGGCCAGCAUGACGGUCCAGAUCUGGUUCGCUUUCUACAGCGGCUUCACUGCCCAGCCUCUGUAUGAAGGCUGGUUCCUGGUGCUCUUCAACCUGCUCUAUACCACCCUCCCGGUUCUCUACAUUGGGCUCUUCGAGCAGGACGUGAGCGCCGAGCGGAGCCUGGAGUUGCCCGAGCUGUAUGUGGCGGGCCAGAAGGAUGAGCUCUUCAACUACUGGGUCUUUCUCCAAGCCAUCGCCCACGGCACGGCCACAUCCCUGGUCAACUUCUUCAUGACCCUGUGGAUCAGCCGUGACUCAGCUGGGCCUGUCAGCUUCAGUGACUACCAGUCUUUCGCGGUGGUCGUGGCCCUGUCAGGACUGCUGUCCAUCACCAUGGAGAUCAUCCUCAUCACCAAGUACUGGACCGUCCUGUCUGUGCUGGCCAUUUUCUUCAGCCUCUGCUUCUAUGCGGUCAUGACCUGGCUCACCCAGAGCAUCUGGCUCUUCAAAGUCUCCCCCAAGACCUUCCCAUUUCUGUACGCUGACCUCAGCGUGCUGUCCCAGCCCCCCAUCCUGCUGGUGAUCCUGCUGAACGUGUCACUGAACACCCUGCCCGUGCUGGCCUUCCGCAUCAUUUACCAAGCCCUCCAGAAGCCACGGCCCAAGGAGGAGGAGGAGGAGGAGACCACAAGUGAGGAGAUCAUCACCGUGGAGCCCAUACCCCAUGUCCUCCGGGAGGCACGGACCCGGCGCUCCAGCUAUGCCUUCUCCCACCGGGAGGGCUAUGCGGACCUCAUCACACAGGGCACAAUUCUGUGGAGGUCACCAGGGGUCAACAGCGACAUGCUGGUUGAUCACACGAGGCCACCUGGUGAGCUGCCCUCGAGCGUGGAGGAGUCCUCCUGGUACCCCAGGAAGAUGUCGUUCCUGGGGAGGAACAGGCGCCAGCACCAAGGGAAGGUGUCCUCCGAGGAUGUUCAGCCUGCCUCUGAGGUGAGCUCAUCCUUGCCUGUGGAUGGACAGUCCUCUCCUUAUCAGGAGAGCCAGCACCCUCUCACCAAACACCGGCUGUCCGGGUCUCUGCAGGAGGUGUUGCCGAAGAGGCCGGAGAGGUCACUGUCAUGUGAGCCGUGGCCAUAUACUCCCGACAGUGUGCCACCAACCAGGGAGACACCACUGUCAGCGGAGGAGAGCCAGAUGAUUUCUUCUGAGAGCCAGAUGCUGCCUUCAAGCCAGCUGUCUUUGAAGAGGCAGUCAGCACACUUGCAGGAGAAGACAUCCCUCUGGAAGAUCCGGAAACUGUCCUGGAAGAACUGGCCAUACACCUGGCAAAAGGAGCCCGGGCCCCCCAAGGAGGGGACGGUGCCAGUUUCCGACUCGAACCUCACUGCUCUGAUGGAAACUCCACCACCAACUGCAAGAGGAUCAUCCACCAGCGAGCAGCUGGUGGAGGUGGAGCCCUCACCUGUGGAGAAGCAACCGUCGCCCAUGGAGUGGCUGCCAGGGCCCAGCGAGGGUCAAACUCCACCUGAUCUGGCAGGGCUGCCGCCCUCACCUGAGGAACAGCAGUGACUGCCCAGGCUUAGUAAGUGUCACCCGGCAUCAUGAGGCCUUCCCCCAAAGACAGGGGCUCCACCUGCUCUUCUUUCUCUAAUAAACCACGGUCUGUCUGACCCCAG
Molecule: messenger RNA, 4823 nt
Organism: Physeter macrocephalus (sperm whale)
Lineage: Eukaryota; Metazoa; Chordata; Mammalia; Artiodactyla; Physeteridae
Gene: ATP8B3
Product: ATPase phospholipid transporting 8B3
Exons: 27
Coding region: 271-4716 (1481 amino acids)
Biological process (GO): Golgi organization; phospholipid translocation
Cellular component (GO): plasma membrane; trans-Golgi network
Molecular function (GO): ATPase-coupled intramembrane lipid carrier activity; magnesium ion binding; ATP hydrolysis activity
Source: RefSeq, a predicted model, not a curated record